Staurois parvus is the source of this 1338-nucleotide messenger RNA. Lineage: Eukaryota; Metazoa; Chordata; Amphibia; Anura; Ranidae. The record is from the annotation of a GenBank genome assembly.
AUGCUGUGCUAUGUGACGAGGCCGGAUGCGGUGGUCAUGGAGGUGGAGGUGGACGCCAAGGCUAAUGGAGAAGACUGCCUGACCCAGGUGUGCAAGCGGCUGGGCAUUAUUGAAGUGGAUUACUUUGGCUUACAGUUCAGUGGUAACAAAGGAGAGAAUUUAUGGCUGAAUCUGCGAAAUCGAAUAUCUCAGCAGAUGGACGGCUUGGCUCCAUUUAGAAUGAAGUUAAGAGUGAAAUUUUUUGUGGAACCCCAUCUCAUUCUUCAGGAGCAGACCAGGCACAUGUUUUUCUUGCACAUUAAAGAUGAUCUAUUGGCAGGCCGUCUGCAGUGUUCUUCAGAGCAGGCUAUAGAACUGUCUGUGCUCCUGGCGCAGCUAGAGUAUGGUGAUUAUAACCAGAACACUGCCCAAUACUGCUACCAGAGUUUGUGCGCUAAGGAACUUGAAACUGCAACUUUAGAAAGUAUUAUUGAAAAGCAUAAAGGUUUGGAAGGACUAAGUCAAGCAUCCGGAGAAUACCAGGUUCUUCAGAUUGUGUCCACACUGGAAAACUAUGGGGUGGAGUGGCAUUCAGCACGAGAUGCUGAGGGACAAAAGCUCAUUAUUGGAAUCGGCCCUGAGGGUGUAUCCAUUUGUAAAGAAGACUUCAGCUUGAUGAACAGGAUUACGUAUCCAGUGAUCCAAAUGGCAACCCAGUCAGGGAAGAAUGUAUAUUUGACAAUAACCAAGGAGUCUGGGAAUAGUUUGGUUCUUCUUUUUAAAGUGAUCAGCACAAGGGCCGCUAGCGGUCUCUACAGAGCGAUAACUGAAACGCAUGCAUUUUACAGAUGUGACACUGUUACAAGUGCUGUUAUGAUGCAGUACAGCAGAGAUCUUAAGGGUCACUUGGCAUCUCUUUUCCUGAAUGAUAAUAUCAACGUUGGAAAAAAGUAUGUAUUUGACAUCAAAAGGACAUCAAAGGAGGUCUAUGACCAUGCAAGGAGGGCUUUGUACAAUGCUGGCAUUAUGGAUCUGGUGUCAAGGAGUGACCAUAGUGAGCCGAGUUCUCCUCUCAAGACAUCUGAAAGUUCUCUGGACUGUAAUAGCUGUGAGAGCCUUAGCUGUCAGCAAACAAAAACCCUGCAGGAGAAACUGAGGAAGUUGAAGGAGGCCAUGCUGUGCAUGGUCUGUUGUGAGGAAGAAAUCAAUUCUGCCUUUUGCCCAUGUGGACAUAUGGUUUGCUGUGAGGGAUGUGCCAAUCAGUUACAGUCGUGUCCAGUAUGCAGAGCAUCAGUGGAUCAUGUUCAGCAUGUCUAUUUACCAACACACACAAGCUUAUUAAAUCUGACUGUCAUUUGA